Molecule: messenger RNA, 840 nt
Organism: Haliotis rubra (blacklip abalone)
Lineage: Eukaryota; Metazoa; Mollusca; Gastropoda; Lepetellida; Haliotidae
Exons: 2
Coding region: 1-840 (279 amino acids)
Source: RefSeq, a predicted model, not a curated record
AUGGAGCAGCGUUACGGCCUGGAAAAGACAGCAGCCAGCCCAGGUCCUGAGCCUUCGUCACCACAGUCCGUUAGGACUCCACCUCGUUCACCAUCGGAGGAGUAUCAACGUCCCUUACUCAGCACUCCUGUCACUGAGGAUGAUGGCGGCAUCAUCUUUUCGGACUCUGAAAUACGCUACUGGAUGACUAAUGGAUUGGACUUGGCUUCACCAUCUAAAGACAAUAAUCCAGCUCACACCUAUCUUAUGCGAGAUGAUGAUGUCGACACGCUCACUCUCCCUCCGUUUGAUCCCAUCGCAGCGGUUCCACAGAACCUGGACGCAGCCUUCAAGACAGCCACUAAAGCCCAGGUGCCGCAUCUGCCACAGUUCAACGCCAAGAAGUUCUCCUCCCAUAACAUGGAUCCUUUCCUUAAAGCUCAGGACAUCGACGAGAACUUCAAGGUCAUCAGUGAUGCCAAGGUCAAGUCUUACAAGAUUGAGGACAAGAAGCUGGCACAAGUGGAAACUAUGACCAGGCGGAUGUUCUUCGGCCUCAACAGAUCUCGGGCAGUCAACGAAACGCUCAUCGCCAAAUUUCGAGACUCUACUGCGGAAGAAGAUAGGAUGACUUAUUCAGCCUUCCUUAUGCAGAAGAAAGACCAACAGUUCAUGACAGACCAUCUCUCAUCCAUCUCCACAGCGCUGACACUGGCACGUCGACAAGGUCUCCUAGCCUCCUGCAGUUGGAGUGAGCGGUUUACCAAGUCACUCUACACAGCCCCAUGGUCAACUCCUUCCAUCUUCGCUGGAGGUUGCCAAGGAAGUUACCAAAGACUCAAGAGAAAUCCUAAUGAUUAA